CGAGGUCCAAGUUCAUUGGGAACCCGAGAAACCAGUGGGUGUGACUUCAGGCUAGCUCUGGGAUCGUUUCUCUCUCGGUAGAUCCAACGGUCCCUUCGUGGGAAGAUCGAGUAGUUCAGAGGGAGAUGCUAUGAAACAAGCCACUGGAGGUGAUUGAGAGAAUCGAGAGAGAGAGAGAGAGAGGGUGAGGAAUGGGUGACUGUUUGUCGAGUGAUAAUCACCAGCACUCUCCCUAUGCCAGACUCCAAGAAGGUAACCAGUACCACUCAAUGGGAAACAGGAAUGGACGGCACCUCCUCUCCUCUUCCCUAACUCCCUCCAGCAGCGGCUCAUCAUCAGCCGAUGAACAACACCCUCCUCCCCUCUCGUCCCACGAGCAGGCCUCCAACAAAGAGAGAGAGCUCCAGAAGCAACUGGACACAGCCCGCAGGGAGCUAGAAGAGGAGAGACAGCGACUGUGGUCGUGCGAGGCUCAGAUGCAGCUGACUCUGGCCGACGUGGAACGGGAGGUCGGAGAGUACAAACACCAACUAGACAUGGUGGCACUCUCGCUGGGGAACGAGUACCGCGACUGGGAGAGGGUGCGCGGGAGGUUGGAGUCGCAGGUGGAGCGGGAGAGACUAAAUGUGCGAGCGAGGGAUGUGCAGAUCCACGAGCUGAAGCUCUCCAAGGAGCAAGAGACAGCGGCUCUCUCCUGCCAGCUCUCGACACUCAGACACCAGCUAGAGAGUGAGAACAGACAACCGAGGGAGCAACGUGCAAAGAGAGACGUCGUAGUGUCUACUCAGCCUACCCAAUAGCACCACUAAUCGAUAAUGUUCAGAUCACUUGCUAUUUUUUCACACGUCUCUCACUGUCUGGAAAUUUUUUACACCAUCUCUUAAUUAUUUAUAUCAGCCAAAAAGUGCUUAUUACAGUGACAUUCUGUUUCAAUGACUUGUCUUGUAGAAGAAACACAGUCGGAGGGCAAUCCCCCAGGAGAUAUAAUAUAGAGGCAGGUC
Geodia barretti is the source of this 1001-nucleotide messenger RNA. Lineage: Eukaryota; Metazoa; Porifera; Demospongiae; Tetractinellida; Geodiidae. The record is from the annotation of a GenBank genome assembly.